CUUGUUUCUCGCUUUGGCUGUGCUCAUGACGUUGUUUGUGUAGAGAUCCUGUGGUGCACCCAGCUGAGAGGAAUACUGAUCAGUUUGCUGUAGCUGCAAGAAACUCUUGGGGGAGGGUGCUUUUGCGAUGGAGGGAAAAUUUCUAAAAGGAAACAGCCGUGAGAUGCUUGGUCAGGAUGGCAGUCUGGUGAAGAAGACACAACUGCUAGAUCGAGGCCAAUGGGGGAACAAGUUGGAAUUUCUGUUGGCUGUAGCAGGAACCCUGGUUGGGCUAGGAAACCUCUGGAGGUUUCCCUAUUUGUGCUACAAAAAUGGGGGAGGUGCAUUUCUGGUUCCUUACGUCUUGUUUCUGCUCUCUUGUGGCAUACCAAUGUUUCUCCUGGAGACGGCCAUGGGACAGUUCACAUCUCAAGGAUGCAUUACCUGCUGGAGGCACUUCUGCCCUUUGUUUGAAGGGAUUGGCUACGCUACCCAGCUUGUGAUUGCAUAUGCUGCGGUGUCGUACAUUGUCAUCCAGGCAUGGGCCUUCUUCUACCUCUUCUCAUCCUUCAGCGCUGAGAUCCCAUGGGCCAGCUGCAGAAACACCUGGAACACAGAGUUUUGUGUUGAAUUUGAUAAAAGUAAUGCGUCACACAACUGGAUUGCAAACGCAACAACGCCUGCAACAGAAUUCUGGGAGAGGCGGGUGUUGGGCAUAUCUCAAGGGAUUGAUGAGAUUGGGAGCCUGAGGUGGGAGUUGGCCUUGUGUCUCUUACUGGCGUGGGUCCUUUGCUACUUCUGUGUUUGGAAAGGAGUGAGAUCCACUGGGAAGGUGGUUUACUUUACAGCCACGUUCCCUUACGUGAUGCUGGUGGUUCUGCUGGUGCGUGGACUCACUUUACCAGGAGCUAUGAAUGGCAUCGCUUUCUAUCUGUAUCCUGACCCAACAAGGUUGGUGGACCCUCAAGUUUGGAUGGAUGCAGGUGCACAAGUUCUUUUCUCGUUUGGGAUUUGUCAGGGCAGUUUGACAGCUCUGGGCAGUUACAAUCAAUACAACAAUGAUUGCUACAAGGACACGUUUGUUCUGUGUUUAGUGAAUGGCGGGUCAAGCUUUGUGGCAGGUUUUGCCAUCUUUUCAGUCCUGGGCUUCAUGUCCUACGAACAAGGUGUGCCAAUAUCUGAAGUGGCUGCUACGGGCCCCGGCUUGGCAUUUAUUGCCUAUCCACGUGCAGUAGCCAUGAUGCCUUUUCCGCAGAUAUGGUCUGUGUGUUUCUUCAUCAUGGUCAUACUGUUGGGGGCAGAUACACAGUUUGUUAGUCUGGAAUGCCUGAUGACCUCCGUGACAGACAUGUUCCCCAACGUGUUUCGGAGAGCUUACCGUCGGGAAUUGCUGCUGCUCUGUCUCUGCAUUAUCUGCUUCUUCCUCGGCCUCCUCCUCGUCACCGAGGGAGGCUUGUAUUUCCUACAACUCUUUGACCACUAUGUCUGCAGCGGCAACAAUCUGCUGCUUCUUUCAGCGUGUCAGUCGAUAGCAAUGGGAUGGGUGUAUGGUGCAAAUCGUCUCUAUGACAACAUUGAAGACAUGGUAGGCUAUCGUCCAUCCUCCGUAAUGAAGUACUGCUGGCUUUACAUUACCCCCACUGUUUGUCUGGGUACCUUUGUGUUUUCAUUGGUGAAAUACAAGCCCCUAAAGUUCAACAAAACCUAUGUCUAUCCGCCCUGGGCCUACGCUUUGGGCUGGUGCCUGGGAUUGUUCUGCGUUCUCCUGGUUCCUCUGUGGAUCGUCUUUAAACUCAUGCAGAUGAAAGGGACAGUGGGGCAGAACUUCAGGCAGCUUUGUCGUCCUGAAAUCCAGACGCACGACGCAGCGAAGCAGCCCGAGCAAUGCCCCCUGGACCCCGACAACACGCUGACUCCUGCUGCCAACGAAUACAAAGCAAGUGGUGGAGCUGAGAUGGAGAUGCAAAUGUGGAAAAAAUGAACAUUUCUGACAAGGUUUCAAAUGGGAUGAUUUUAAACUCAAGUGAAGCCUUUGUAAAGAAAUUAUGGUGAGCAAUUAAUUCGGACCUCCAGCUCCGUUGGGUGACCAAACCAGGUCUGCAACAUGCUCAAUGAGCAGUGAGUCUUGUGUCACUGUGAAAUGUCUCUGCUGUGGACUAACAAUAUGUUGAUUUGAAACAGUUUUGAAACGUUCUUUUUUUCAGUUAAAAAAACCCUUUGUUGUGUCAGAUCAAUUCAUAAUUUUCCUGUUUCAGUGUGUCAGAGGAUCAAGAAAUGCCCUUAUUGAACAUUCAUAACAUGUACUGUUCGCAACAUUUUGUGGAGGUAUUUUUAUAUAUAUAUAUAUAUACAUAUAGAAACAAAUGGAAAUGGUUUGCUUUAUACGUGAUAUUAUUAUAUUGUCCUUGAUUUGCUUUGUUCCAUAUCAUAUAUUUGCUGUUACAUGUAUUUACUUGAAUCUGUUACUUAUUAUACUAUAAUUAAAUGUAGGGUCAUUUACAGAGUCUGCUACUGAGAGAUAAAACUCUUACUUAUUUUCUACACAUAAAAUGUUAGUUGACUGUGAACAUGCUCCCUGGCACUCUAAAGCCAUUCCUAAAUAAUACCAUACAAUCAAUACAUUUUCAGAUUAAGAUUUUGAGAUUUUGUAUUAAUUCAACAUAAACACUGCAGUAGUUGAUAUUUGAUCAUUCAGAACUUGUACCAGUUCUGAUUCAAGCCUCCGUGUGGAUUCUUCUCCAUAGCAACGGCUGCUGAGGGUCAUGGGAACUGUAGUUCUUGGAACAAUUGGCCAUUCCAAACCAAUUGUAUACAUUAAGUGGAAAUGUUUUUUUAAUUCCCACAAUGCAAGUCAUGAUCAAAAUAACCUUCAAAUAUGAUUGAAAACGCGUAUUUACUAAUAUUUUUGGAACCUGCAGCUUUUCCCAAAGGAAAUGCCUCCCUUGAAAGGCAUGUUUUGCACAAACACGAUUUUCAGAUCUAUUAUUAUUAUUAUUACUGUUAUUAUAGCACAUGUGCACCUGUAUGUUAGUCGAUUGAGACUUUUUUACCCCGCUGUAGUUGUUUUGUUACUGUAGUGGAGAUCCAUAACAGUUCAUUCCUGGAAAACUGACCAUGAAUUUACCAUCACAUCAAACAAGGCGUGAUGAUGGUUCAUCAAAGCCGUCAGGCUCCUUAAUGUUGACUAUGUGUGAGCAAUGUAGAACAUAUUUUUUCAAAUCAUAUCCAUGUUGUGAGAACUCAAUACAUAUCAUAUUGUGCAGA
Messenger RNA from Gasterosteus aculeatus aculeatus (three-spined stickleback), 3243 nucleotides. Its product is annotated as sodium- and chloride-dependent GABA transporter 2. Gene Ontology annotation, biological process: nitrogen compound transport; sodium ion transmembrane transport; amino acid transport. Gene Ontology annotation, molecular function: gamma-aminobutyric acid:sodium:chloride symporter activity. Gene Ontology annotation, cellular component: plasma membrane; cell projection. Lineage: Eukaryota; Metazoa; Chordata; Actinopteri; Perciformes; Gasterosteidae. The record is from RefSeq and is a predicted model, not a curated record.